This is a messenger RNA of Toxorhynchites rutilus septentrionalis, 1955 nucleotides long. Its product is annotated as probable cytochrome P450 9f2. The record is from RefSeq and is a predicted model, not a curated record. Lineage: Eukaryota; Metazoa; Arthropoda; Insecta; Diptera; Culicidae. The coding region runs from base 86 to 1747 and encodes 553 amino acids. The transcript has 3 exons. Gene Ontology annotation, molecular function: iron ion binding; oxidoreductase activity, acting on paired donors, with incorporation or reduction of molecular oxygen; heme binding.
AUCUGAUCAUCGCCCAUCAGUGCAAACUGCAGCUCACCCUAGAUAGGAGCUACACAAACUACGGGCAGAGUUAAGUGAUAACAACAUGUUCGAGAUUAGCUUGAUUACGGUUGGGAUCGGUUUGGUGCUGACCGCUCUCGUACAUCGUUUCGUGACACGGAAUUAUUUCUACUUUGCGGAUAAACCGAUCCCAUUUCUAAGGCCCACGUUUGGCGUUGGUAACUUCGGACCGCUGCUGAUGCGGAAGAGAGACAUCUUGGAGCAUCUUAAAGCUCUCUAUAGAAGUUUUCCCGAUGCAAAAAUCUUUGGCUUCUUCAACAUGACCGAGCCCAUCUUCAUGGUACGAGACCCGGAGAUGGUGAAGCAAAUCACGGUCAAGGACUUCGAUCACUUUGUGGAUCACACGUUGAACGCCGCCGGUGGUACGGAUCAGGACACGACAGGUUCGCAGUCGCUCUUCACAGACAGUCUAGUGGUGCUACGGGGGAACAAGUGGCGCGAUAUGCGAGCCACGCUGAGCCCUGCCUUCACUGGGAGCAAAAUGCGUCAGAUGUUCGCGCUAAUUACCGAUUGUGGCCAAAGCGUGGUCGAGUACUACCGGGAGUCGGCGGCGGGUGCGCAAUCCGGACGGGUGGUGGUCGAGCUGAAGGAUGUGUUUUCCCGUUUCGCGAACGAUGUCAUUGCGAGUGCCGCCUUCGGCAUUAGCGUGGAUUCAUUCCGUGAGAGGGACAACGAGUUUUACCUGCUGGGGCAAUCGAUGACCCAACAGAUGGGUGUUGUGCAGGCUCUGAAAUUGGCUGGUUUCAUGUUGUUUCCCAAGCUGAUGGUCCGUUUCGGUGUGGAUUUCUUAAGUGCGGAUCAGGAUAAGUUUUUCCGGGGGUUGAUCACGGAAACCAUGCGGACGAGGGAGGCGAAAAGCAUAUUCCGCCCGGAUAUGAUUGAGCUCUUGAUGCAGGCGAAGAAGGGCAAUUUGAAGCGGCAAUCGGCAGAAGAUCAAACGAAGCCGGAGGUUGAAGGAUUCGCAGUGGUUGAGGAAUCGCAGGUGGGCAAGCGGAGUCACAACCGGACUUGGACCGAGAACGAGUUGAUUGCACAGGCUUUCAUAUUUUUCUUCGCCGGAUUCGAGUCGAUUUCGAUAACGUUAUGCUUUAUAGCGUAUGAGCUGACGAGGGAUGCUACCGUCCAGGAACGGUUAUAUCGGGAAAUACGCGAUACCAACAGAGCACUAGAUGGGCGCUCUUUAAGCUAUGAAGUUCUACAGGGUAUGAAGUACCUGGAUAUGGUGGUGUCCGAAGCGAUGCGAAUCUGGCCAAUUGGGCAAGUAGUAGAGAGGUUGUGUGUCAAGGAUUAUAUUUACGACGACCAUCAGGGAUGUCGGUUCACGAUCGAGAAGGGUCGAAGCGUGUUUGCAAGUAUAGUUGGAUUUCAUCAUGAUCCUAAAUACUUCCCGGAGCCGGAGGAGUUCGACCCGGAACGAUUCAGCGAGGCUAAUAAACACAAUAUUAAUUUGGGUGCAUACCUCCCCUUUGGAAUAGGACCGAGAAAUUGUAUUGGUUCACGUUUCGCUCUGAUGGAAGUAAAGGCAGUCAUGUAUUACUUAUUGCUUAACUUUAGCUUCGAUGUGCACCAGAAAACACAGAUUCCAUUGAGGCUCAAGAAAUCGUUGAUGCGAGUUAUGCCGGAGAAGGGCUUUUGGAUCGAACUCACGCCGAGACCAGACAUCAAUAAGGCGAACCUGGGAAAGUAGUUUUGAAACUUGGAACUCAUUAGGAUAUGAUAGAAUCCUAUCAUUGGAAAAAAAACUCUAUUUUGUAGAAAUCUGUCAAUUAUUUCCUUAUUCUACGAUUUAUGAUUGAAAAUGAAUGUACAGAUCAAGUAGUAACUUGACUCCACGCAGAAGGAUUAUUGAAGAUGAAGAUGAAGCACAAUUACAGAUUGGAGAGAUUAAUGCCAAA